AUGCUGAUGGUUUUGAAGUAUCUCGGCAAGGAUGGCGAUACAACCAAUCUGGACGACUACAAGGCGGUUGUCGAAGCAUUCAAGCCGAUCCGGCCGCACAUCAGAACCUUUGACAAUACCAACUAUCUCAACGCCAUUCCGAACAAGGAAUUGUGUGUGAUCAACAAUUGGUCCGGCGACUAUUCCACCGCCAAGACGCGGGCCGAAGAGGCGGGCGUGACUGAUCUCAACCUUGCCUAUUUUGUGCCCAAGACCGGCGCACCGGCCUGGGUGGAUUGUCUGUGCAUACCGGCUGACGCCAAGAACAAGGAAAAUGCCUACAAGUUCUUGGAGUAUAUGCUGCGCCCGGAAGUGGCAGCGGCCUGCUCGAAUUUCACGAACUACGCCAACGGCAAUCUGGCGUCCAAACAAUUUGUCGACAAGGCCGUACUUGAAAAUCCGGCGGUCUACCCGACGGACGAGGUGAAAAAACUGAUCUGGGCUCCCAAGGCCUUUAGUGAUGCGCAAUCGGAGGCAAUGACCCGUGCCUGGACUGAAAUCAAAUCA
Darwinula stevensoni is the source of this 546-nucleotide messenger RNA. The record is from the annotation of a GenBank genome assembly. NCBI's taxonomy places the organism in Eukaryota, Metazoa, Arthropoda, Ostracoda, Podocopida, Darwinulidae.